This is a messenger RNA of Batrachochytrium dendrobatidis JAM81, 1680 nucleotides long. RefSeq lists its product as uncharacterized. Bases 1 to 1680 code for a protein of 559 amino acids. Lineage: Eukaryota; Fungi; Chytridiomycota; Chytridiomycetes; Rhizophydiales. The record is from RefSeq and is a predicted model, not a curated record. The transcript has 4 exons.
AUGUCGUCAUCUGUAGCCGAUGUUGCUAUUUCCAAGCUUAUUCCUGAUAAUAUCUCGAUUCUGCAGUCGAUUCCAGAUGUUCUCUAUCCGUGGCAAAGCGAAUAUCAGCGUCAGUACACUUGGAAAACAGCCAUGCUAUCAGCAUUGCAUUCAGAUAAGCACCUUGGCUCAAACCAGCAUGUCGCAUAUGAAACAGCUUCAUCAACAUCGCAGCCUUUAAAGACAUUGGAUACAGAUUUACGAGUCAAACUCGAUAUGCCGAGUUCUGCGCCAGUUGUUCAAACGGAACCUAGUCCUGUUACGCAUACAGUCAAGUUUGUAAACGAAACAUGUUCAACAAAGUCAGUUCCAGAAUCAGCACAUCAAGUCUUGAGCCAACAAUGUGAUACGCCUGCAAAUACCACAUCAGAAGCGACAAGCAGUGUAGUUUCACAAGAUUUGACUCGGCAUGUACAGUCUGAUCAAUGUAGCACAGGAGAUAAAGCUUUGGCGUCAACAGGACAAGCAAAGGAUGAUAAAAAGCCAUAUUUGAUUAUUGAUCGGCCAACAUUAUCUCGCAUGGAUCAUACUGAAGACAAACACCAUAAAACUAAAUCUACGAUUCAAACUAAUAUGCUUAAACCAUCGAAUUUAGCAACAGAUUCAAGAGAUAAUCUGAAGCAUUCAUCGACAUCUCUUCAAUUGCAAAAGGGAAGCAAAUCAAACGCCGAACCGAUUCUAAUGCCGUUUGGUUAUGGGAAUACCAAUCCUGUUGUUCAAAAUAACAUGUACAAAACUUUUAAUGUCCGCGCACCAAGCCAACAGGUAUAUCCAAAUACAUUUGAACGAGGUGAUCGUAUCAAGACAUUUGAAAACACGAUCAUCAGUCCUGUAGAUGCCGAGACAAGUCGCCCACGUAUACCUAAUCCAACCGAGGCUUUACAGCAAUAUUUAAAGGCAAAAAGUCAAGUUGCAAAACUUCAAGCCAUGUAUCAUUCCGAGUAUCGCAGUAAAUUUCUUGAUUGGACACACCCGCUUGAGGAGAGUCUAGUAACAAGUAAUGAUAGAUCAGACACACUAGCAUCACCUCUUUCUCCUGUUUUAAAAGCAUGCAUAGAUUCACCUACAGAUAAACGUAAUAAGAGCUUAUUGGAUACAGCCAAAACAGGCAUUUCCACACCAUAUAAAGGCUAUGCAGCUGGUCUUCCAUCCACUCCUGAUACCUGUGCAGCCUUUACCAAACGACAAAGAUCGAUAUUUUUUGAUGCUAGUCAAAAUGUGCCAACUCCUGUUGCUACAAACAGAAAAGCGCACAGACUACCAGCUGAUCGAGGACAUGCUACGCGGUCCUUUUUUGUAGAAGCAGAUCCCAGAGUUAAAGAUCUCCGACUACGCAAGCCUGCCGAUACCAGUGGACAUUGCUCUGUAACUCAAACGACAGCUCGACAGACCCAUACAGGCUCGUUACAUUCUAACAACACCAAUCAGACACCGUUGACGAGUAUGUCUUUAUCUAUUCUGCCAACCCAAAGACGACCUACUGUAAAGCAUGGUGUUUCGAUUCUUGACCAGAUUGCAGGAGUAAAGUCAGCAGGAAUAUCGGACGCAGAAGCGCUUUCUUACAAAGAAAGACGGCAUUAUACUUUUGGACCAGAUGCGUUACAAUCUCAAAUUGACGCCGAGGUAGCACUACAAAAGUAA